CCUUACGCCAAGGGCGCGCUCCUCCCCCCUCAGGGAUAGCGGGGCUGCUUUACAUCACUUGCGCAACUGCCUUCAGUGAAUUGCGGAGGGCGCGCGGCCGGCGUGUCGCUACGUCCGCAACUAGGUCCGGCCCCCACCUCGGCGCAGGGAGCCGAGAAACGGUCGCGCAGUUUGAAAUUAACGCCGGCAGGCGGGGCCUGGGCCGCAGCGCAGGCGGCCGGCCCUCUCCGCCCCGGCGCGCUCCCCGCGGCUACGCCUUCGCCCGUCCCAUCUCCGGCUGCUCGAGCCACACCAACCCCUGUGCCCGGCCCCAGGGGCGCGGGCUCGGCCCCUCCCGGAGGGACCUGAAGCUCCAAGCCCGACACGCGCUGCCCCAGGCCUCGGGACCCCGCUGUUCCGCCCCCCCACCCCGAAGGCCCCGGGCGAGGAGGUGGGCGGAGCCAAGCUUGGCGCGCUGGGCGACGCGGGGAGAAAGAGCGAGGCCUCCGCAAUCCCGCCGGCCGCCCCCCUCCCGCAGGAGACCCCCCCCGGGCGCCACGCUGCGGACGCAAAAAAUGGGAAAGAAACAGAAUGGGAAGAGUAAAAAAGUUGAAGAGGCAGAGCCUGAAGAAUUUGUGGUAGAGAAAGUGCUGGACCGCCGUGUAGUGAAUGGGAAGGUGGAGUAUUUCCUCAAGUGGAAGGGGUUCACAGAUGCUGAUAAUACUUGGGAACCAGAAGAAAAUUUAGAUUGUCCAGAAUUAAUUGAAGCAUUUCUUAAUUCUCAAAAAGCUGGUAAAGAAAAAGAUGGUACAAAAAGGAAAUCUUUAUCUGACAGUGAAUCUGAUGAUAGCAAAUCGAAGAAGAAAAGAGAUGCUGCUGACAAGCCAAGGGGCUUUGCCAGAGGUCUUGAUCCUGAACGAAUAAUCGGUGCCACAGAUAGCAGUGGAGAAUUAAUGUUUCUCAUGAAAUGGAAGGACUCAGAUGAGGCUGAUUUGGUGCUGGCAAAGGAGGCGAAUAUGAAGUGUCCUCAGAUUGUCAUUGCCUUUUAUGAGGAGAGGCUGACUUGGCAUUCUUGUCCUGAAGAUGAAGCGCAAUAAUUGUUUGCAUUUUUAUAUAUAUUUAUAUAUAUAUAAAAUCUGGAUCUUGGGUUUUGAAUUACUAGUGUGAAAAAAUAGCGUUCUAAUGAAAAUCAAGUUUGAUAUGCUGGUUUUGAAAGUAUUGACAGUAGUUGGGAUAUUUUUGGGUUUUGUUCUGCAUCAAAAGGCACUGAUUCCAUUGAGCAAAUAAGAGCUUUCUGUAGUUGCUUCCUUUAACAAUAGAAUAUUUGAUACCAUGUUGUAUUUCCUCAGCUUUGAAGAACAGCUUUUCUUAAAUGCUAGGGAGAUUUUACAGUCAGUACUCUAUUGGAACUUAUUUUUAACUGGGACACGGAAGGACCAUUCAUGGUUUUUUGUUUGUAUGCGUGUAUAUGCAUAAAACACUUAGGUAACUGUUUUUUCUUUUGUCUUGUUUUUUAAUACUCAAAAGAACUAGAGAUGAAAAUACAAGUUGAUGAGAUUCCAUUGUUAUGAACAUUUUCCUGAAACUAUAACCUUUCAAAUUAAGCAGAUUCUCUACUUCCUUGGACAGUUUUUGUUGGAUAGUUUAAAAGCAACCACCAGAAUGUCUGUAUUAUCAUGUGAAUACAGUAGUUUAUUUACAAAAUUUUGUCCAUACUAACUGCCCCUUCAGAAAAUGGACUUAGACAAAAUAGUAUGAUUUAAUGACAAGAUUUAAGCGGAGUGUGGUGGUGCAUGCUGUUAAUCCCUGCACACUGGAAGCAGAUGGAUCUCUGAUUUAGAGGCCAGCCUGGUCUGCAGAGCUCUAUCUAGGUCAGCUAGGAUGUGGUAAAGGCUCCUCUGGUGAGCAUUCCUUUGUAGAAAGUUGAAAUCGGUACUAAAAGGUUAUGUUUCAUGGAAUCUGUUUGCUGUGGAAAUGGGAUCAUGGUUAGAGAUGUUAGCAGUUUUAAAACAUGCUGACAUAGUGAACAAAAUUUGCUAAUGUCAAUUAAUGACUGCAUGCUUUUUCUUUACCCUGACUCAGUCCUUACUGGUAGGAUCAAUCUUUUCAGUAUUUGGUUCUGGUUUAACGAGCCAGAAAAGUAACUUUGUAGUAUCAGAAUGUCAUCCAACUGUAUAUUUACUUUAUUGUAAAUAAUGGUGAACAGUGGUCAAUAAAUAGUUUUAUAUUCCUUUAUGUGA
Molecule: messenger RNA, 2219 nt
Organism: Meriones unguiculatus (Mongolian gerbil)
Lineage: Eukaryota; Metazoa; Chordata; Mammalia; Rodentia; Muridae
Gene: Cbx3
Product: chromobox 3
Exons: 5
Coding region: 555-1076 (173 amino acids)
Biological process (GO): chromatin organization; negative regulation of transcription by RNA polymerase II
Cellular component (GO): nucleus; pericentric heterochromatin
Molecular function (GO): chromatin binding
Source: RefSeq, a predicted model, not a curated record